CGUCUACUGUGUCAGAAACAGAUAAAAAGAUUGACAAUUUUUGGUUCCACUCCUACCGACGCCUUAUAUUAUCAAACCCCCGAAGCUAAAAUAUUGUCUAGCAUCAAGCAAAGUUUCAAUCUGUUAUGGUCCAUCGCCGAAUCUACAAGAAAAGUUGGAAAGAUUUAACUUCACGAAACAAGAACCUGAAGAUUGUAAUUAUUUUCCACUCCUGGGUCUUCCUCAGUUGCAUUUGUAAUUUGUGACAAAAGCAGUAAUGAACUGUCACUGGGCUUUGACAAGAUGCAUGGAUUCUCCAUGGUUGAUGGCUUUGCGGAGAUAACUGAAAGCUUGGCUGAGAUGAUCAAGUAUGUGGCGAACGAACCCUCGGUAGGGCUUUUCUAUAUUCAGCAGCAUACUCAGAAUGCAGUUCCGAAUGUCAUUAGGCUCCAGAAUAAUGUUGUGGAGAAGUCACGUGAAACAAAUUUGCACACUGAAGACUUGGAUGAUUCUAUCACCGUGGUGAAGUCAAUGAAAGAAUGUGGUUUCCCUGUUGCUGAUGAGAUGAUUAGAGACAUCAGGACAUCUUUAGCAAUAUUGUCAGCUAAACAACCAAGAAGAGGAUUAAUGAAUAGCCCAGUUUCGGGUUUCCAGAUGGGAAGAACCAGCUCAUGGGGACCAGGCACUUGGGGUCGUAAUGGAGAUGAUGCCAAGAAGGAUGGCAAAAGAACGAGCAAUUACUUUUCAACUGUAUUUAAAUCUGCCAAAGAAAGGGCAAGCAAUUUCAAGUGGCCACCACGUGAUUCAAAAGAAUCAACCACAAACCGGGCAGAAAAACCAUUGUCUUAUCCCAAUCCAUCACACUUGGUCGGUAUCUCUAGUUCAUCUUUGCCUGCUGCAGAACUUGAUGAACUGCCCUUGUCCAGUCUAACUGCUGACGAGCAAGAAUUAGAUAAAGAAAAGGAUCAGGUUGGUGUAAAUUCACCACCUCAUAAUAUAUUGUUGGUAGCAGAAAACUACAAUGACUUACAGGCUGAUAAGGAAGCCAAGCUAGAGGAGUGGUUGAGAAGGACUGCUGACAACCAAGAUAAAGUGCAAUGGAGCAAAUGAUGCAGGUGGCUUUUCCUUCUUCUUCAUCGAACAUGUCCAAUGCCAUUGCUUCUCAAAAAACCUUUUGCUUGUAUAUCUGUUGUUUGUGCUUAGUGAGCUUGGAAGUUAUAUUACACGGUUCAUCAAAAAUACUUGUCUCGUUUUGGUUGGUUUCACAUAGGUUUAGCGUCUCAGGUUUCUUUUAUUAACUUUUUUCUGUUUUCUUAUGUAAUUAAAUGUAACAAGAGAGAUCUUCUGUAUGAUUGCUGCACAAGGUAAACUCUUUGGCAAUGCUUUUUUUGCCUA
Populus nigra (black poplar) is the source of this 1374-nucleotide messenger RNA. RefSeq lists its product as uncharacterized. The coding region runs from base 283 to 1089 and encodes 268 amino acids. The record is from RefSeq and is a predicted model, not a curated record. The transcript is spliced from 2 exons. Lineage: Eukaryota; Viridiplantae; Streptophyta; Magnoliopsida; Malpighiales; Salicaceae.